Molecule: messenger RNA, 1512 nt
Organism: Penicillium canariense
Lineage: Eukaryota; Fungi; Ascomycota; Eurotiomycetes; Eurotiales; Aspergillaceae
Exons: 8
Coding region: 1-1512 (503 amino acids)
Biological process (GO): tripeptide transport; allantoate transport; transmembrane transport
Cellular component (GO): plasma membrane
Molecular function (GO): dipeptide transmembrane transporter activity; allantoate transmembrane transporter activity
Source: RefSeq, a predicted model, not a curated record
AUGACAACCACACUUGAGAGAAAAGACAUGGAAUUGGCAGACAAAGAGAUGGACAAGCAAAGUAUCGAUAAUGGGGCUCUUAAGCAGCUCCAGUCCUCAUCAUUCCAGUUCUCAGCCAGUGCAGAAAGAAGGCUUGUACGGAAGAUUGAUUUCACGAUUCUUCCGAUCAUGCUGGUGGCUUAUAUGAUGGCAUUCCUGGAUAAACAGACAGUGAAUUAUACAGCAUUGAUGGGCAUCCGAGAGGACCUUCAACUGGUUGGCUCGCAGUAUAGCUGGGUAUCUGGAAUUUUUUAUUUUGGAUAUCUCUCCUUCUCUUACCCUGCCUCACUGCUGAUGGUCAAGUUUCCUCUCGGAAAAUAUCUUGCUCUUAACUUUCUCGUGUGGGCAAUAAUCCUUGCGUGCCAUGCGGCCACAACCAACUUUGCCACUCUUAUGGUAACUCGCUUCCUUCUUGGGUGUAGCGAGGCAAGCUUGGCGCCAGGUUUCACGUUAAUCACUUCUCUCUGGUAUCGAACCUCCGAACAGCCUCUACGUGCUGGAAUCUGGUUUUGCGGAAAUUCCAUUUCGCUUAUCUUCGGCAACCUGAUUGCCGUUGGUAUCUUGCAGAUCGAAAGCCACCUCAGGGCCUGGCAGUGGCUGUUUAUCAUUUUCGGACUUGUCACGUUUCUUUGGGGCGUGGUUAUGCUCUUCCGUCUCCCCGAUUCGCCAACCACUGCCAAAUUUCUGACCGAGGAAGAGAGGCAGAUUGCAAUUGAACGUCUGAAGGCAAAUCAGACCGGUUACAAGAAUACCCAUAUUGAUCGUGGCCAAACAGUAGAGGCUUUCAUGGACAUCAAGACAUGGCUUCUUGGAGUCUUGAUUCUGGCUUUCAAUAUUCCAAAUGGGGGCUUCACUACUUUCAACGGCUUGGUACUGAAGGGGUUCGGUUACGACACGUUCCAUACACUGCUUCUUGGUAUCCCCGGAGGUGUGAUCGUGUUUAUAUUUGUGCUACUUGGGGGUGUGGUGUCGUCCAAAGUACCAAAUAGUCGCUGCCUAGUCAUAGUCGGAAUGACGAUCAUAAGUAUUCUAGGGAGUGCUCUCGUGUAUGCCGGAACUUCCAUUGCUGCUCGCUACGCCGGGCUGCUUCUGAUGGGGAUCUACUCUGCUGCCAUGCCGGUGUCACUGGCGAUGAUCAGUUCCAAUGUGGGUGGCUUCACCAAAAAAGCCACUGUCAGCGCUAUCUAUUUUAUCAUGUAUUGCACGGGCAAUAUUAUCGGACCACAGCUGUUCUUCACACGCGAGGCACCCAAAUAUCAGAGUGGCUUCUUAGCUAUCAUAAUUUGUCUCGUCAUCUGCGUUGUUGAUGGCCUUGCCUUGUUGUUCUAUCUGCGAUGGGAGAAUACCCGGAGAGACAAGACUGCCGUUGUUGCCGAGCCUUCUGACUCGCAGGAGAAACACGGAGAAGUAACACCACAGGAAUUGGUGGAUACGACAGAUCUCAAGAAUCCGAAGUUCCGGUAUGUGUAUUAA